AGAGCGUCUGCGGCGUGCCUCGGCUCCGUCAUCAGCGUCUGUCCUGCAGUUUUUCUCGCCUUUUUGUACAGUUUUUGCGGACAUGAACAGUGUCGGGGAGGCGUGCACAGACCUGAAGCGGGAGUAUGACCAGUGCUUUAACCGCUGGUUCGCUGAAAAGUUCCUAAAAGGCGACAGAAGCGGAGACCCGUGCAGCGAGAGCUUCAGGACGUACCAGCGCUGCGUGCACAAGGCCAUCAAGGACAAGGACAUCCCCAUAGACGGCGUGGAGUUCAUGGGCCCGAGCAAAGACAAGCCCGAGACCUGAGGACCCGCCGGGACAACCGGGACUUUACCGGGACUUUACCGGGACUUUACCGGGACUUUACCGGGAAAAAGGUGACUUGUGGCCAAGUGCGCAAUGAAGCCACUGGGCAUGCGCAGAAGCGGACACUGGGCAUGCGCAGACGGAGACACUCGGACUAAGGAACUGGAAAUGAGAAAGUUUAAUCAAUAUUUCUGAGGGUUUUUUUUUACUGUAACAUUACGUCACAUGUGCGUCUAAUUAUUAGUUUAAUUUGUUUUCUAACAAAAAUGUGAGAAAGGGAUUUGUAAAGUUUGACCUGGAAGCAAAAUGUAAAGAAAACAGCAUCAGACUAAUCCAUUCUUUUUCACUUUAGUGUUAAUUUCGGCCCAUUUCAGAUGUGUGAGAUGUGUCAUUUGUGUUUCAUUUAUAAAUGUUAUGUUUUUAAAGAUUUGGGGAUAAAC
This is a messenger RNA of Periophthalmus magnuspinnatus, 747 nucleotides long. RefSeq names its product TP53 regulated inhibitor of apoptosis 1 (gene triap1). The transcript has a single exon. Bases 83 to 307 code for a protein of 74 amino acids. NCBI's taxonomy places the organism in Eukaryota, Metazoa, Chordata, Actinopteri, Gobiiformes, Gobiidae. The record is from RefSeq and is a predicted model, not a curated record.